GACAUCAUGACAAAAGAGGUUGGGUUAGUGCUGUUGUGAAGGGGGUUGCUCAGGAGCCCCACUAUUAAACACAAGUGGUGAGCUAGGAAGGAGCCUGUUAUUUAUUGUUGGUUACUUUCUGGAAGACACAUUCAAUCAGGAUGCCAGAGCCGGUCAAAAAAACAGUCUCAGCAUUUGCCAAGAAACCAAAGACUCAGGUGGCAGAGGAAGGGGCAACAGUAGUUUUUGAGACAGAGACAGAGAAGCCUGAUGCGAAGGUGAGAUGGCAGUGCAACACAAAGGACCUUGUCUCUGACGACAAGUAUGUGAUCAAGGCAGAUGGAAACAAGCACUCACUUACCAUCCAAGCAGUCACCAAGGAGGACGGCGCUGCCUAUGCAGUGAUUGCCGGAGGGUCAAAAGUCAAGUUUGACCUAAAGGUGAAGGAGAAAGAAGUCAUGGAGGAAGUCAAAUUGGAAUUGAAGGAGAAAGUGAAGGAAGAAGUGAAGGAAAAGAAAGAGGAAGCCCAGGGUGGAGCAGGGGACCCAGCAGCUUCUGAUCCAGCUGCUACAGACACUGUAGCUCCAGCGGAGGCCCCAACCCCAGCAGAGACCCCUGCAGCAGCGGACACUACACCAGCAGCACCUCAGCCAGGUGCCAAUAUACAGGCACAUGACACUCCAGGAUUUGAUGAAAGUCAAGCCCCUGACAUGAAGACAGACCUCACUGGCCUGUUUACAGAGAAACCCCAGAGUGGGGAGGUCACUGUGGGUGAGAACAUCAAUUUUGUGGCUAAAGUGAAUGCUACUUCACUGCUGAAGAAGCCCACCAUCAAGUGGUUUAAGGGGAAGUGGAUGGACCUGGCUAGCAAGUCUGGAAAGAACCUGCAGCUCAAGGAGCUUUAUGAUCGUAACUCUAAGGUCUACACCUUUGAGAUGCAGAUCAUUGCAGCCAAGCCCAGCUUCGCUGGAGCUUACAGGUGUGAGGUGUCAUCCCGCGACAAGUUUGACAGCUGCAACUUUGACCUAACUGUGCAUGAGGCCCGGGCUGUGGAAGGGUUUGACAUCAGGGCAGCUUUCAGGCGCACUAUGGAUGGAAGCGAGGAAGCAGGAGAGUUGGACUUCAGUGCCUUGUUGAAGAAAAGUGCCUCCAAGACCCAGGUCAAAAAUGAGCCUGAUGAGGAUGUAUGGGAAAUCCUCCAGAAGGCUCCAGCCAGUGAGUAUGAGAAGAUCGCCUUCCAGUAUGGCAUAACAGACCUGCGUGGGAUGUUGAAGAGGCUGAAGAAGAUGAAGAAGGAGGAAAAGAAGAGCGAAGUUUUCCUAAAGAAGCUGGACCCUGCCUACCAGGUAGAAAAAGGGCAUAAAAUGAAACUAUGCAUUGAGGUGGCCAAUGAAGACGUAGAUGUAAAAUGGCUGAAGAAUGGGCAGGAGAUUCAAUCAACUGGAAGGUACAUCUUUGAGAGUGUUGGCAACAAGCGAUACCUCACCAUCAACCACUGCUCACUGUCAGACGAUGCCACAUACACUUGUGUGGUCGGAGAUGAGAAGUGCACCACAGAGCUCUUCGUCAAAGAGCCUCCUGUCACUAUUACAAGUCAUCUGGAGGACCAGAUGGUCAUGAAGGGUGAGCGGGUGGAGUUAGAGUGUGAGGUGUCAGAAGAAGGGGCUACUGUCAAAUGGGAGAAAGAUGGUGUGGAGCUGACAAGGGAUGAGUCCUUCAAGUACCGCUUCAAGAAAGAUGGGCGCAAGCACGUCCUCAUCAUUAAUGAGGCAACUAAGGAGGACUGUGGCCACUACACAGUUAAAACCAAUGGUGGUGAAUCUAUGUCUGAACUCAUGGUGUCGGAGAAGGAACUGGAGGUGUACCAAAACAUUGCUGACCUCACGGUGAAGGCAAAGGACGAGGCUGUGUUUAAGUGUGAGGUCUCAGAUGAGACUGUGAAGGGUAUCUGGUACAAGAACGGAGUGGAAGUGAAGGCCGAUGCCAGGACCAAUAUUACACACAUUGGCAGGAUCCACAAACUCACUAUCGCUGAUGUCAAACCUGAGGACCAGGGUGACUACACCUUUGUUCCAGAGGGAUACGCAUUCAACCUCUCAGCCAAACUCAACUUCCUGGAGGUCAAGAUCGAUUAUGUCCCUCGACAAGAUCCUCCAAAGAUCCACCUGGACUGCAUGGGUCACACGGCCGACUCCACCAUAGUGGUGGUGGCUGGGAACAAGCUGCGACUGGACGUGCCCAUCACUGGAGACCCAGCGCCUACUGUGGUCUGGACAAAGGGAGAAAAGGUGAUGACAGAGGGAGAUGGAAGGCUCCACGUGGAGAGCACCAAGGGACACUGUAUCUUCACUAUUGAGGGAGCGGAUAAACAGGACGAGGGCCUCUACUCUGUGAUUGUGCGGAACCCUGCUGGGGAGGACAAAGCUGACAUUAACGUCAAAGUUGUUGAUGCGCCAGACCCUCCCUCGGCCCCAAGGAUCCUCAGUGUUGGAGAGGACUCCUGCGUUGUCCAGUGGGACCCCCCUAAGUCAGAUGGUGGCAACCCGAUCAUUGGCUAUGUGCUGGAGAGGAAGAAGAAGAAGAGCUACAGGUGGAUGAGGCUGAACUUUGACCCCUACACUGAUACUACCUAUGAGGCCAAGAGGAUGAUAGAGGGUGUGGAAUAUGAGAUGCGUGUCUAUGCAGUGAACGCCAUUGGCAUGUCAUGCCACAGCGCUGCCUCACAACCCUUCAUCCCAGUGGCCCCAACCAGUGAGCCCAUCGGCUUGUGCGUGGAUGACAUCAGUGACACUACCAUCUCACUGAAGUGGAGAACCCCGGAGCAUCUGGGUUCGUCUGAGCUGCAUGGCUAUGGGGUCGAGUACUGCAAGGAGGGCUCUGAUGAAUGGGUGCCAGCUUUCGAGGGUCUGACAGAGAGGACAUCUGUGAUCAUCCGGGACCUGCCAACCGGGGAGAAGAUGCAGUUCCGUGUCAGAGCCUACAACAUGGCAGGGCCCAGUGCACCUAUCUCCCUAGCACAGGCCGUCACUAUCCGCGAGAUCAUGCAGAAACCCAAAAUCUGGAUUCCUAGAAAUCUCCGCCAGACCCUCAUCAAGAAAGUGGAGGAGACAAUCAACCUUGUGAUCCCUUUCCAGGGCAAGCCUAGGCCUGUGAUCACCUGGAGUAAAGAUGGGGAGCAUCUGAACCCGAAGCAGGUCAGCGUCCGAAACAGUGACACUGACACAAUCCUGUUCAUCCGCAAGUCAGAGAGGAAGGACUCUGGGAAGUAUGAAGUCAAGCUGCAGAUUGAGAAUGUUGAGGACACAGCCAGCAUCUCAAUUCAAAUAGUCGAUUUGCCUGGGUCUCCAGAGAAACUGAAGAUCAUGGAUGUUUGGGGCUUCAAUGUGGCUCUGGAGUGGAAGCCACCCAAGGACAAUGGAAAUUGUGAAAUAACCGGCUACAUGAUUCAGAAGGCUGACAAGAAGACCAUGGAAUGGUACACUGUCUAUGAGCUAUAUAGGCGAACUAACUGUGUGGUGGCUGAUCUCAUCAUGGGGAAUGAAUACAUCUUCCGUAUCUACGCUGUGAACAUGGUAGGCCUCAGCCUAGAGCCCUGCUUCUCAGCAGACAGUGCCUACAUCCAGAAAACAGGUUUCGAAUACAAGCCUCCAACCUACAAGGAGCAUGACUUUUCCGAGGCGCCUAAAUUCACACACCCUCUAAUGAGCCGUUCAGUCAUAGCAGGCUACAACGCCACCCUCAGCUGCUCUGUCAGAGGCAUCCCCAAGCCCAAAGUGACAUGGUACAAAAACAAGAUGGACAUCUCCAACGAGGCCAAGUACCGUAUGUUCAGUAAGCAGGGCAUACUCACCCUGGAGAUCCGCAAGCCCUGCUCAUUUGACGGGGGAGUGUACAUGUGCAAAGCAGUCAACGCCAGUGGAGAAGAUGUAGUGGAGUGCAAGCUGGAGAUUCGCCCACCUGGCACUUUCCCCCAAGCUCAAAUCACCAAAGAGGAGAGGGAUAAGCAGACGAACAAGGCUGAUUAGAUGUAAAGAAGCCGGUUGAAGAUAGGAUGGAUGUCCUGUCUCAUCCUCCACGGACCUCCACUGGGACCCUGGCCAGACUACAGCUCAAUGUGAAGAGACCAGAGAUAAUCCAUUAGUUUUCAUUACCCUGUGUCCCACUACCACCCCGUUAUGUGCACAUGCCAAUCUUCCCGGUUCCCUGUUGUGAAAUCAUCUUACAUAGGUCAUCCAAGGCACUACAUUCAUCCACAUCGUGUUAUUGUACCUUUAUUUAUUUCAUGGAAUAAUUUGAAGAGUAGCAAAGGACUGCAUUGUUUGAUUCACUCUUGCAUCCUUAGUAGAAAAAUGUUAUUGAGUAUUAGUGGCAAAGAUCAUUUGUUUUAUGUAUGAAAAAUAAAUGUAAAGCUUUGUCAACGGGCA
Molecule: messenger RNA, 4403 nt
Organism: Oncorhynchus keta (chum salmon)
Lineage: Eukaryota; Metazoa; Chordata; Actinopteri; Salmoniformes; Salmonidae
Product: myosin-binding protein C, cardiac-type-like
Exons: 30
Coding region: 141-4004 (1287 amino acids)
Molecular function (GO): protein binding
Source: RefSeq, a predicted model, not a curated record